CUACCUUCUCAGCUUUAGUGUUCAACUCUUGGUUUCCUCAUCCAUGGCUCAUUUCCUAGUUUUUCUUUCGUUCUUUUUGCUUGCAGUUGAAGCAUGUCAUGCUGCUUUGCCUGCAGAUCUCUACUGGAACUCAGUCUUGCCCAACACUCCCAUGCCAAGUGCCAUCCACGAUAUGACACGUCCUGGUGUGUUUGGAGGUGAGAAGGGGGACAAAUCCGACGUUCGUUUAGGGUGGCGCAGAGCCGAUACUGUGUGGGGCAAAGCCGUCACUAAGGGCCAAAUCCAGGAUCCCUCCGUAACCAACUUCUUCCUUGAGAAAGACUUGCACCCGGGUGCCAAGAUGACGUUGCACUUCAUCCGGACCAUCACCGGCGCUACCCUUCUUCCACGCCAAGUCGCCGACUCCAUCCCCUUCUCCUCCGCCAAGCUCCCGGAGAUCCUUUCCCGCCUCUCCAUCACGCCUAACUCCAUCGAAGCCAAGGCCAUGAAGAUGACCCUUCAAGACUGCGAGGAGCCGGCGAUCGAUGGAGAGACCAAAUACUGCGCCACCUCGGUCGAGGCCAUGGUAGAUUUCAGCACGUCCAGCCUUGGGACUCGUGACGUCCAAGCCCUGUCGACGGCGGUCGAUAGGGAGGGUACACCGAAACAAGUUUACAGCAUAUCCAAGGUGCAGAAGCAGCCUAGCUCUAAGGUGGUGUUUUGCCACGGUGAGAACUACGCAUAUGCUGUGUUCUACUGCCACACGAUACGCGCAGAGACGUACAAGGUGUCGAUGGUCGGGAAGGAUGGGACGAAGGUGGAGGCGGUGGCUGCAUGCCACACCGACACGUCCGGAUUCAACCCCGAGCACGUCGCCUUCAAGGUGCUCAACGUCAAGCCGGGGACGGUGCCCAUCUGCCACUCCCUACCGCAGAGCGAUAUUGUUUGGACUCCCAAAAAAUAGAGCAUCUCAUCGUUGGAGAUGAAGGUGCGAUUGCCCUAGAAAGCUUCUACAGAAGAUUUCUUUGGCUAGGCUAUCCUAUUGUACAGUUUCCUUUGUCAUGGCGCCUGUCAGAUGUUAUGGUGAUGUAUAUGUAUUCCUGUUGCAUAAAUAAAAGUAGAAUUAUGUAUGUAUGAUGAGGUGAACUUUUCUUGUGUCAUUUAUUGGUGAUGUAUAUGUAUUCCUGUUGUAUAAAAAUAAAAGCAGAAUUUCCGUUGUAAG
Molecule: messenger RNA, 1201 nt
Organism: Elaeis guineensis (African oil palm)
Lineage: Eukaryota; Viridiplantae; Streptophyta; Magnoliopsida; Arecales; Arecaceae
Product: BURP domain-containing protein 6
Source: RefSeq, a predicted model, not a curated record